Oldenlandia corymbosa var. corymbosa is the source of this 5252-nucleotide messenger RNA. The record is from the annotation of a GenBank genome assembly. Lineage: Eukaryota; Viridiplantae; Streptophyta; Magnoliopsida; Gentianales; Rubiaceae.
AGUAGCAAUUAGCUUUAAAAAAAGCAAAUGAGCAUCCCGGCCCGGCCCGACACUACCCUAGGAGAGUUUUUUUGUACUGCCAGAAUAUCCACACACUGCCUACAAAGAUAUUGCCUUUGUCAGCUGGCUGCUCCUCUUGUAAGUGUAAGACCACUCUCUUAAACCCUUAGAGCAUUCCGCAGUAACCCCUUUUCCCUUCCCAGAAAUCUGGAAAAAUUAGAAAACCGAGGAUUGAAUCAAUCCUUUUCUUUGUAUAGACCGAGGAAUAUGAGAUUUUUUUGAAGAAUCCAUCCUUUUUUUUUGUCUCUCGCACUUAUAUAGAUACAUUUUUGUUUGAAAAUUGAAGAUUUUAUUGUGUGGGCCUUGGAGUCAGAUACGUUGAGAGAUGGGUUACUGUAUGCACCACUGUGAUAAUGUCAUAUCUAAACUUGUUUCUUCAUCGUCACCUUCAUAUGUUCUCAACCCCACCAAGAAUUACUUCUCAAAAUCGGGUCUUUUUAAUUUGUAUUUCAAUCCCAAGAAGUCUGCUGAGAGGAGAUGUGCAUCGAAUUUGAGUUUUCAAUCUCGUCCCUUGGUUUUGCGCUCUGCGAAAUCUAAUAGAUUGAGGGUGAGUUGUAUUAGACAGGAACAGGUGGUUGGUAGUGAUGGCAAUGGGGCUGUCAAUGGGGGGCCUUUUGGUGGGCAAAAGUUGGGUAAAAGGACUGACAUUAAGAAGAUUCUGAUUUUAGGGGCGGGGCCAAUUGUUAUUGGGCAGGCUUGUGAGUUUGAUUAUUCCGGAACUCAGGCUUGUAAGGCACUUAGGGAAGAGGGUUAUGAGGUGAUUCUUAUUAACUCGAAUCCUGCUACAAUCAUGACUGAUCCAGAGACGGCAAACAGAACUUAUAUCGAGCCAAUGACGCCGGAACUAGUAGAGCAAGUUUUGGAGAAGGAGAGGCCUGAUGCUUUGUUGCCUACAAUGGGAGGGCAGACAGCCCUUAACCUUGCUGUGGCUUUGGCUGAACGUGGAGUGCUUGAGAAGUAUGGGGUUGAGUUGAUUGGCGCAAAGCUGGAAGCAAUCAAGAAGGCUGAAGACAGAGAGCUGUUUAAGCAAGCAAUGAAGAACAUUGGCCUCAAGACCCCUCCAUCUGGUAUUGGGACAACUCUCGAGGAGUGUUUUGAAAUUGCUAAUUCGAUUGGGGAGUUUCCGUUGAUCAUUCGACCAGCUUUCACUUUGGGUGGAACCGGAGGUGGUAUUGCCUAUAACAGGGAGGAGUUUGAGGCGAUAUGUAAGUCAGGUCUUGCAGCUAGCUUGACUUCUCAGGUUUUAGUGGAGAAGUCUCUGUUGGGUUGGAAAGAGUAUGAACUCGAGGUUAUGCGAGACUUGGCCGACAAUGUGGUUAUCAUUUGUUCGAUUGAGAAUAUCGACCCUAUGGGAGUUCAUACUGGAGAUUCUAUCACUGUUGCUCCUGCUCAGACCUUGACGGAUAAGGAGUACCAGAGGCUUAGGGAUUAUUCCAUUGCUAUAAUCAGGGAGAUUGGAGUUGAAUGUGGUGGUUCAAAUGUUCAGUUUGCCGUCAAUCCAGUUGAUGGAGAGGUAAUGGUGAUUGAGAUGAAUCCUAGAGUUUCGAGAUCUUCAGCUUUGGCUUCCAAAGCAACCGGUUUCCCCAUUGCAAAGAUGGCUGCGAAAUUAUCAGUUGGCUACUCAUUGGAUCAAAUUCCUAAUGACAUUACAAAGAAAACGCCAGCUAGUUUUGAACCUUCUAUUGAUUAUGUGGUAACCAAGAUACCCCGGUUCGCAUUUGAAAAAUUCCCAGGAUCUGAGCCUAUUCUGACUACACAAAUGAAGUCUGUUGGUGAGUCCAUGGCUGUUGGACGCACGUUCCAGGAAUCCUUUCAGAAGGCGGUGCGAUCACUGGAGUGUGGCUACUCUGGUUGGGGUUGUGCGCAGAUAAAGGAACUGGAUUGGGAUUGGGACCGCCUAAAGUAUAGCCUAAGAGUCCCUAAUCCAGAGCGCAUCCAUUCCAUUUAUGCAGCAAUGAAGAGGGGAUUGAAGGUAGAUGACAUCCAUGAGCUAAGUUUCAUUGACAAGUGGUUUCUGACUCAGUUGAAAGAGCUUGUAGACGUUGAACAAUUCCUUUUGUCUCAGAAGUUGUCUGAUAUGACAAAGGAUGACCUGUAUGAAGUGAAAAAGAGAGGUUUUAGUGACAAACAGAUAGCAUUUGCCACAAAAUCCACAGAGAAAGAAGUACGUUUAAAACGGUUAUCUCUGGGUGUUAAACCAGCAUAUAAACGAGUUGAUACAUGUGCUGCAGAAUUCGAGGCAAACACUCCUUACAUGUAUUCAUCGUAUGACUUUGAGUGUGAGUCAGCCCCUACCCAGAGUAAAAAGGUUUUGAUUUUAGGUGGUGGACCAAAUCGAAUUGGUCAAGGAAUUGAAUUUGAUUAUUGUUGCUGCCACACAUCUUUUGCCCUCCAGGAUGCAGGCUAUGAAACAAUCAUGAUGAAUUCUAAUCCUGAAACUGUAUCUACUGAUUAUGACACAAGUGAUCGUCUCUAUUUUGAGCCAUUAACAGUUGAAGAUGUUCUCAAUGUAAUAGACUUAGAAGGGCCCGAUGGGAUAAUUGUGCAGUUUGGAGGUCAAACCCCAUUGAAACUGGCUCUUCCAAUUCAACAAUAUCUAGACGAGUACAGGCCAAAAUGCCAAAGUGGAGGUGGAUAUGUUUGUAUUUGGGGUACAUCACCGGAUUCUAUUGAUGCUGCUGAGGACAGGGAGAGAUUUAAUGCCAUUAUUGAGGAGCUGCAGAUUGAGCAACCAAAAGGUGGCAUUGCCAAAAGCGAACAAGAUGCUCUUGCUAUUGCAGCAGAUAUAGGAUACCCUGUGGUUGUCAGGCCUUCGUAUGUAUUGGGGGGACGUGCAAUGGAGAUUGUUUACAGUGAUGACAAACUUGUGAGAUACCUCGAGACUGCUGUUCAGGUGGAUCCAGAGCGCCCUGUUUUAAUUGACAAAUAUCUGUCUGACGCUAUAGAAAUUGAUGUGGAUGCACUUGCUGAUUCGCAUGGUAAUGUUGUAAUUGGGGGUAUAAUGGAGCACAUUGAGGAAGCAGGUGUCCACUCUGGUGAUUCAGCUUGCAUGCUUCCCACAAAAACUGUUUCUCCAUCGUGCCUGAACACUAUUAGGUCCUGGACUACAAAAUUGGCUAAGAGGUUGAAGGUUUGCGGGCUCAUGAAUUGCCAAUAUGCCAUUACCGCUAAUGGGGAUGUCUUCUUGCUUGAGGCAAAUCCACGUGCAUCUCGAACUGUUCCAUUUGUGUCUAAGGCAAUUGGGCAUCCAUUGGCUAAAUAUGCUUCUCUUGUCAUGUCGGGGAAGUCCCUUCAUGAAUUGCAAUUCACCAUUGAAGUUAUACCGAGUCAUGUUUCUGUUAAAGAGGCUGUCCUCCCUUUUGAGAAAUUUCAAGGCUGUGAUGUGCUUCUGGGUCCUGAAAUGCGUAGUACUGGAGAGGUAAUGGGAAUACACACGGAGUCUUCAAUUGCAUUUGCGAAGGCACAAAUAGCGGCUGGACAGAAGCUCCCUACUUCUGGCACCUUGUUUCUCAGUUUAAAUGACAUGACAAAACCACAAAUUCCAACAAUCGCCCGAUCCUUCCUUGCACUUGGGUUCAAUAUUAUCGCGACUUCUGGAACAGCACAUGUUCUCGAGUUAGAAGGUCUUCCGGUGGAGCGUGUAUUAAAGAUGCAUGAAGGUAGACCUCAUGCAGCUGAUAUGAUUGCCAAUGGGCAGAUUCAGUUGAUCGUCAUCACAAGUUCCGGUGAUGACCUUGAUCAGAUUGAUGGACGAAAGUUGAGGAGAAUGGCUCUUGCUUACAAAGUUCCUACGAUUACAACAGUCGCUGGUGCUUUGGCCACUGCCGAAGCAAUCAAGAGCCUAAAAGGUAGCAAGAUUGAGAUGUCAGCACUUCAGGACUACUUUAAUGGCAAAAACGGAGCUGGAGUCUUACAAUCUGCCUCAUCUUUAGCUGAAUAGGUAAUUUGCAACCAUUACAGACAAACUUUCAUUCGAUAAUUGGUGUGUGUUAGAAAUUAGCAUUCUUGAACCAGUCUUUUAUGAUUGUCUCGUUCAGGGAAGCAGAAUGUUGAGAGCCUGAAAAAGGAUUUUUGUUAGGAUUUUGUGCUAGCUUUGUUGGUGGGGAUUUCAUUUAAAGAUUGUUGCUGAACCUGAACUCAAACGAGUAGCUGCAUGAUGCCAAUAUGUGCUGCUGCUGCCACCCAAGUUUGUCAGAACAGGUCAUCAAUUUUAACUUGUAAUCUUCUCUAUUAUAACAUUUAUAGGCUUAUAGCUAUAUUUUGUAUUCAGCUUUUCGCUUCUCUGCAGGAAGGAAUUAGGAACAAAAUUUUGUUUUGAAUUUCCUGGGUUUGUAUCACCUAAAGCUGUAUUUCUCUAGGACUGCCUGUCAUGUUUAGCUUUGUUCUGGUGUGAAUCUGAUGAACAUGUUAUUUUAUGUUAACAUAGAUGCUGUUCGGCUGUGUUUCUUGAUGCACUCGUUUUCAGUUGGUUUACAUAUCUCAUUUAUGAACUGGGGGCUCUGAAAACAGUUAGAAUGAUGCUGUCCAUACAUUUGCCUUUAAAAUCCUAACAAACACUGGAGCCAUUUGACUAGAAUAUCUGUCUUAUUCACAAUAGUGGGAAUUUUUGUUUCUACACCUAACAUUUGCCAUGACAUUCUAGAGAGGCUAGCUUUCUAAAUCUGCCUCCGAGCAAUGUAAAUCCGAGUUUUAUCUUCAUUUCGCCUUCCACGGGGUUUCUCAAUCUGUCCUUUUAAAGUCUAAAUCUUCUAUAGUUGCAUUCACGCUUUCUUUCGAGUUUCCUCGUCAUGAUCUGCCUUUUCAUGAGAACCAAUGUUAUUAAUGUGCAGGUCCACAUCAAGAAGGUUCUGCAACUUAAGGUCUGCUAGGACUGUAGUUUUUUAGUGGUUGUUUGUUAGCAUCCUCUGUGGUGAUUUUACUGUGCUGAGAGAACUUUUAGAUGAAUGAUGAUGAAUCAGACUUCCCUUCCUCAUUUUCUAGGAAAGAACUGUGUAAGAAAAACAAGUGCUUCUUCUUUAUGAAAAUUUGUUGAAGCUUUUUUGUUGCUUUGUAAUUACAGAGGUCAAGCCGAACCUAACUCAACUAAGGUUACCUAGACUUUUGGAAGACUUGGAUAUGACACUGAGUCUUCCCCUUAGAAAAAUGGGAAAGAAUGUGACAUUGAUGAGUUAGUUCUCUUGUUUUUUCUGGGG